Messenger RNA from Parasteatoda tepidariorum (common house spider), 1704 nucleotides. NCBI's taxonomy places the organism in Eukaryota, Metazoa, Arthropoda, Arachnida, Araneae, Theridiidae. The record is from RefSeq and is a predicted model, not a curated record.
AUGACGGACGGAGUGACAUUUCGCCCUAUAUUUCUCGUGCCCGUGAUAUUUUCAGUCUUAAAUACUGAUUGGAUGAAAGAAAAGUCUCUGUCAAAGCACGGAGAAAUCGAUUCUGAUGUGGAGGACUUUGACGUUGAUGACGGUCCGGACUACUGUCCUAGGCACAAAGAAGAAGCAGAGGCAAAGGGUCGAGACUGCUUACGGAAGUGUAAAAAUGACGCUGACUGUAUCAGUGCAAAAAAACGUUGCCUUUGUGAUGGAAUGUGUGGAUGGAGCUGCGUUAGACCAGACUUGCAUUGCGAAGAUCUUUCUCCCCCAGAACAUGGUAUACUCAAGGUGACAGGAGAACAUUUUGGACAAAAAGCUUCCUUUAGUUGCCAAGAAGGUUAUUGGUUAGCUGGCAACACAGAAAGAGUUUGCCAAGGCGAUGCCAAGUGGAGUGGCAAACAACCGGAAUGCAAGCUCAAAGUAGGCAUUGUUUUCUUCACAGCCAUGUGCGUGUCUCCACCUCAAGUGGCCUAUGCUCGACACAGUGCCCCUCUGGACAAAGAUGACUUCCCCACAGAUUCCACCGUGCAAUACACAUGCUUCCCUGGUUAUGAUCCAAAAGGUUUUCCAAAGGCUAAGUGCCUCAACUAUAAUGGAACGGCCCAGUGGUUUGGACCUGAUCUCCGCUGCCUUCCUAGGAGUUGCGGUCCACCGGGAGAUAUAGAAAAUGGUCGCCGAGAAGGUAGCCAAUUUACUUUCACUAAUCGAGUUACUUAUUAUUGCAAUGUGGGAUUUGAGCUGAUCGGACGAUCCCAUCGCUACUGCCAAUCAAAUGGGCAAUGGAGUGGUACUCUCCCUUCAUGUAGAGCUGUCAUUUGUCCGGUGCCAGAAAACCCACCUAAUGGACGUGCCUUCUACACUUCUCUCUCUUACAACGCAGUUGUUAAAUAUGAAUGCCGAUAUGGAUACAAACUUGUUGGACAAGCAACAAGAACAUGCAACACAAGUAAACAAUGGGAGGGUACAGAAUCCACUUGUGAAGAAAUAAAAUGUAAGGAUCCGGGACCCUUCUAUAAUGGUUAUUUUGAAGGCCGAAGUUUUAAUUUAAUGACAACACUGACCUUUCAUUGCUAUGAAGGAAUGAGGAUAGUUGGUUCAAAAUCUGUGACUUGCAAGCAAGACGGAAACUGGUCAAAGCCAUUUCCUCAGUGCUUAGCACCAUGCAUUGUGCCUGAAAUGGAGCAUGGAAAUUUUACUGAUUAUGUGCCUGGUUCUAAAGUUCCCCACGGUUAUGAAAUGAAUAUCACAUGUGAACCUCGCUAUGAUGUCAUUCUCAACGCCACACCUGUAGUUUGCAGUAAUGGUACAUGGACACAUGUCCCAAGAGCGGGUGAACUAUAUACAACAGAAAAUACAGUUGCAAGACGCAGACUUCAGCCCCAUUCCUUCAGGAAAUCCCACAUUACUGACUUUGAUUGUUCCAGAAUCUUAGCAUCAACAAUUACAAGACUAAGAACAAACCACUUUAAAGGGAUGCAAAUUCUUCCAGACAAAAUAAGAACUUAUAUUCCCUGCAAGAACUGCACCGAUAUCCAACUUACCCCGGAUCAUAUUCUCCAGUGCCCAGCCCUUACCCCAUAUGUUUUACAACUGGGUAUGGUGCCACUGGCUUCAGAACUUCGUGAGAUCCUCUACAGUAAUGAUGUAGAACGUUAG